Messenger RNA from Hydra vulgaris (swiftwater hydra), 1556 nucleotides. NCBI's taxonomy places the organism in Eukaryota, Metazoa, Cnidaria, Hydrozoa, Anthoathecata, Hydridae. The record is from RefSeq and is a predicted model, not a curated record.
AUGACUUUAAUUUUGAAACAAUCAAUUAUAAGAUAUCUUAAUGAAAGUGGUAUGAGUGAAAAUAGAAUAUGGGCAACUGAUGCAGAAAUUGUUUUAUGCGCCAUAUUCAAAGGUUCACUUUUGAAAAACACUAUACCAUUAUACAAUUUGGGUUACUUUGGUUCACCUGUUUUUAUGGUAAAUCCAGCAACUGAUAGCAGUUGUGUGCAAAUUUGCUGGGAAAAAAUCGAAAAUGGUGCUUUGUACGUGGGAGCAAUGAUAAAUAACGAUUAUAAAAAUUGUUUUUGCACUGUUACGCAGGUUGGACAAUCAUUACUUUACGGUGCAAGUCGCAAAAGCAUAAACUUUCUAUUUUCGAUUUUUGAACCAGAAUCUGCAACUUGUUCUAUUGGUUCGUAUAUAAAUUUUCGAGUUCGAAUCAGUUUUUACCUUGAAGGAGAUGAUGAGAGCAAGUUAUACUUUAUUGAUGAUCUCAAUAACUCAAUGAGCUAUUCAGCAAGGAUAAUUAUUACGCAAUUUAUAAAUCUCGGACGAGGUUUUCAUACGUCUGUAUCAACAGAAAGAAAUAACCAGAGUAAACUUUAUUCUUCAGUGAAAGAAACGUAUUCUGGAAAUCUAAAUUCUAAGUUUGAAAACUUUUAUGCUUUAGAAACGAAGAUUGGCGAUAUGUCUGUUCCAUAUAACAACACGGAAUGGGCUGUGUUGGUUUAUUCCUCUAGUAAAUCUUUAUGGGUAACAUUGACUCCAUUUACAAUAAAACGUUCAGUAAGAAAAUGUGGCCUUCGCAUAGCAGUAUCAAACUAUACUUUGAAUCAAAGCAUGUUUAUUAACUUCAAUAUGACAACUAGCGCUGACUGUGUUGUUGAUCUUGAAAACGUCACUAUCCUCGUUGAACAUCACCGAAGAUUCAAGCUAAAAAGAAUAACUUGGGAUUAUUUAAGCAUCAAUCCAACAUCACUUAUUAAUCAUACUAACUUUAAUCUUAUCUAUGUGCAAAAAAUCUACAUUGAUUCUUUUUUAAAAUUUUCUGCGGAUUAUGAGAUUGAUACACUACCACUUGUAUUUGGAAAAGAGGUUAUCUCAGUAAUAACAACUAUUCAUUGUAAUGGAUACUCAGAUGAUAAACCUGUAAAGUUUUUCAAGCGAAUGGCUUUUAAUAGAGUUCUCGAAUUAUUAACACAGAAAGCAACAAUACAAGUCUACCCAAAAUUAAAUAUAAAAAAUGAAACAAUGUUUCAAAAUCAGACACAUGCGUGUGAGUGCAUGCCUAUUGAAAAAAGACAGCAAAGUCUAUGCUUCCAACUUGAAAAAAGUACUGGCAAAAUUAUAUAUUUUCCGAUUCACGUGUUAGAAAUUAUUGGUUACGAACCCUUGACAAAUAUUUUUUACGGAAAAACAUUUCGAGAAAAUAUUAUUCAAGUUGAUAUUUAUGGUAAAAAACCUGUCGUUAUAAUAACAGAAGAUAAAUGGUUAUCUGUUAUGAGUUCAUCUAGUUUUCAAAUGAAAAGAUAGUAAAAUAAAAUAAAUUAAAAAUUAAAAUUCCAAUAGUAUCUUUA